AUGGGUGAAAUUAGAAACCAUAGAGACGACCCCGAAGAGAAUAGCAACCAUAUCCAUCUUCCGAAGAAACCUAAACUAUCAUCAUUCAUUACUCAAUCCCAAAUUCAACAAGAAUUCGUCCAUCACCAGCCUGGCGUUGCCCGUCUAAACAACGGCAGCUUCGGCAGCUGCCCAGGUUCCAUCAUCGCAGCCCAGAAACGGUGGCAGCUCAAGUUUCUUCAACAACCCGACGAUUUCUUCUUCAACCAACUACCUACCCAAAUCCUCCGUUCCCGAACCCUAAUCAAGGACAUUAUCAACGCCGAUGACGUCUCUGAAGUAUCAAUCGUUGACAAUGCCACCACCGCCGCAGCGAUUGUUCUCCAGCAGGUUGGAUGGGCAUUCGCGGAAGGCCGUUUCCACAAAGGAGACGCUGUCGUCAUGCUUCACUGUGCUUUCCAAGCCGUGAAGAAAUCCAUCGAGGCUUAUGUGACCCGUGCAGGUGGCUCCGUCAUCGUGGUACAUCUUCCUUUCCCUAUCAAGUCCAACGAAGAAAUAAUCUCCGAAUUUAGAAAGGGUUUGGCAAGGGGCAAGGCCAACGGUAGGAAAGUUAGGUUAGCCAUAAUUGAUCACAUAACCUCCAUGCCCUCUCUCAUAAUUCCAGUUCGUGAGUUGGUAAAGAUUUGCAGGGAAGAAGGAGUGAGCCAGGUGUUUGUGGAUGCUGCCCACGCGGUUGGUAGUGUCUCGGUUGAUGUGAAGGAUAUAGGGGCUGAUUUCUAUGUCAGUAACUUACACAAGUGGUUUUUCUGCCCACCAUCCGUGGCUCUUCUUUACUGCCGGAAAUCUUCUUUAUCCUCCUCGGAGCUGCACCACCCUGUGGUGUCGCAUGAAUAUGGAAAUGGACUCGCCAUAGAGAGUGCCUGGAUAGGUACACGGGAUUACAGCUCUCAGUUGCUUGUCCCGGAGGUUAUAGAUUUCAUCAACAGGUUUGAAGGGGGGAUGGAUGGAAUUAGGGAUAGGAAUCAUGAAGCUGUUGUUGAAAUGGCAGAGAUGCUGGCUAAGGCUUGGGGGACCAGCCUGGGGUCGCCUCCUGAAAUGUGUCCUAGCAUGGCCAUGGUCGGCCUGCCUUCGUCUUUGGGGGUUUUAAGCGAUGGUGAUGCUUCUAGGUUAAGAAAUCAUCUGAGAGACCAAUUUAAGGUGGAAGUUCCUAUACACUACCAGCCAUUGAAAGACACAGCAGCAGCAGAGGAGGUCGAGGGUGGGACGCUAUCAACCAGCUUUUGCAUGAUAGUUUUAAUUGCAAGAUGCUUCCUUAUCCUUCUUAGAGAGAAUAAAGUCGGAAGGGAAGUUUGACAUGACAUACUUAUGAUGAUGGGUGGGAGGUUGAUAUCUGGAAAAAGGGACGUGAAGUUCAGUUUCAGGUUGUUUGUAUUUUUAGAAAGACAGAGGAGGUCUACACUGGUUUUGUCACUUUCUUUUGGUACGUGAACAAUAUGACACAGCUUUUAGGUUUACAGUGAGUAGCUAGCGUGUAGGAAAAAGGGAAUUCUAUUUUUAUCAUGCUGGUUGGCUCAUAAGUCAUAAGAAUAAGGAGGAUGUGAUUGUGAUUGUGAUUGUGAAGAGGUUAUUAUGACUCUCAAUCUCUUUUAUUUUAUGUUAUGCAUUUUGUAAAUACUAAUAAUAUGUUUGAAAACUACAUGUAGUCAACCACCAAACUGUAAUAUCCAACAGGACAGAAUAAUUUAGGUUAAAGGAAAUGAAAUACAU
Messenger RNA from Lactuca saligna, 1746 nucleotides. Lineage: Eukaryota; Viridiplantae; Streptophyta; Magnoliopsida; Asterales; Asteraceae. The record is from the annotation of a GenBank genome assembly.